This is a messenger RNA of Moneuplotes crassus, 1020 nucleotides long. The record is from the annotation of a GenBank genome assembly. NCBI's taxonomy places the organism in Eukaryota, Ciliophora, Spirotrichea, Euplotida, Euplotidae.
UUUUAACAAUUGAACAUUCUUAAACAACAUGGAAAAUAUUUAUGCUCCUUUCUACUCAGAAGCAGCACUGAAGUACUAUCAGUCCAGACCUACUCAUUCAAAUGUGGGGUCUAAUAACUCAAGGUUCUCAAGUAAACUGAACUUCUAUGGAUCUUCAGCAAUUGAUAGCUUUUCAAAGGGGAGUUUCAGCUUAAAUGAUAGAAUAGAGAGCAGCUCUGAUAUCAGCAACGGCACCACUAAGUCUAAGCUCUUACUCUAAAAUUCAAAGAAUUCCAAAAGAACAAAGGAAAAUUAAAUUUCUUGUUCAGAAAUACGAUGAAAAAUAAAAAGUAUAUGAAGUCAAGAAAUAAUCUAUCAUCAAGUAACUCUAUCGAGCCAAGUACUGUCAAGAGUGAACUAUGCAGCCAAAAUCGCAUACCAACUAAUCUUGAUAAUAGCUACAAUGCCAUUCCUAAUAAAAGGAAGAAGCCUUCAGGACAUUUGAACCAUUCUCAGGAUUUAUAUUUAUCUGAGAAGUUUUAUAGAACUCCUUGAGAGCAAUCCUCUCUCAAAUUUCAGGUUCUAAAGAAGGAUCAGAUCUCUAAGAUUCUUCGCAAAGCGAAGAAUCUUCAGAAAUCUACUGCUACAAAAUCAGUUGAAAUUAUUAGGAGGAUGAGGAAAAGGUCUCAAAACUCAAAGAGUAUUAUUCCUGAUUCCAAGUAUGUCAUGCUUGGCGGGAUCGGCCCAAGCGUGUACUCGAACGAGUAUCAUGAUAAGCUCAAACGAAAGAAAAUUAUGAUGAAAUUUAGUGAAAAGAUAAAAUAAAAUCCAUAAUAAAAGAUAUAAUGAUGAAAGGACAACAGGUUCAAAUCGGCAUUUUGCAAAACCGUUUUUGGCUAACAAUGGGAAAAUUAGUGUCAGCUUAAAGCCAAUUAUGCAUAAGAAAAACAAGAGUGAGGUAACCUUGGGUGAGGAGAAAAGAAAGAAGAUUGUAGGAUUUUCUAGACAACUCGAGACAAAAUCCUAGCACCUACCAUUUUU